Racocetra persica is the source of this 137-nucleotide messenger RNA. The record is from the annotation of a GenBank genome assembly. Lineage: Eukaryota; Fungi; Glomeromycota; Glomeromycetes; Diversisporales; Gigasporaceae.
AAGAAAAAGAAAGAUACGAAAAAGAAGAAGAAAAAGAAGAAUACAGAAAAGAAAAAAAAGAAGAAUACAGAAAAGAAGAAAAAGAAAGAUAUGAAAAAGAAGAAAAAGAAAGAUACGGAAAUGAAGAAAAGAAAUAA